This is a messenger RNA of Gaeumannomyces tritici R3-111a-1, 1353 nucleotides long. RefSeq lists its product as hypothetical. The record is from RefSeq and is a predicted model, not a curated record. Lineage: Eukaryota; Fungi; Ascomycota; Sordariomycetes; Magnaporthales; Magnaporthaceae. The coding region runs from base 250 to 543 and encodes 97 amino acids. The transcript has a single exon.
GGGCUGGCUGGCCGGCCCAAGAGAAGCAAUAAAAUCGAAUAACAAAAAGAAGAAGGGAACGGUGAGAAAAUAGGGGGACACAGGUAACGGUGGGGACAUGUGCGCAAAUCAGGGGCUGCAGCGGGUGAGUAUUCCGAGGCAGGUUGCAUGCAGCAACCGAAAAAGUGAGUGAGGAGAGGGGAAGGAGGAACAGAGAAAUGAGAGGAAAGGGGGAGGGAGGAGAGGAGUCGGAGGGCAGGCCAUUUGCACAUGCAGGUGUCCGCUGUUGCAACGCCAAGCGAGUUCGUCCCAAGAGAGCGGUGUGGUUUCUGGAAGGUUGGGGCUUUGGCGGGAAGUGUGUCCCACCCACCCCAACUGGGCUCUAGCAUUGGAGGGGCAGGCAUGGGAGAGCAUGGCAGAAAAGAAAGGAAAAACGAAGGAACUGGGUACCUGUACACAACACGCCUACCGCCCGUAGUGCCUGUCUUCCUGUGGGCUUUCAAUGGUGGCGAGAGGGCGGAAGGUGGCCACUGGGACCAAGCCGCCACGCCCGCUGUCGCUUGAACUGCGUCCUUUCAGACGCAGCGCGGUGGAGCCUUCCAGCGCGAGCGGUCAAGUGAGCGCUGCCUGAAGCCCAUCCCUGGGCCGAACGACGGUCUGUGGUGGGCUUGCUUAGAAGGCUCGUUGGAAGGGAUCAUCCCUCUGGAGCCCGCCCACCUCCAACCGAACAAGAAAAAACGCAACAGUGGGCUCGGUGUUGCCGCCAUAUGACGACUGCGGUUGGGGGCGAAUGGAUGAAAUGGUCCGAAUGUCAGUGCAUACCUGCCUGCCUGCCUGUCUGUCUGCCAGUGUCAACCAAGGUGCCCGAACGCUCAUGUGCCCAACUCGCCGCAUCGCCAUUGAAUGUCUUGUCGCGGCCCUAUGGGGGAAAAUAAACGAACGUCAAAGAUGGGUGUGUGCGUUGUAAGGCAGCGUCGGCUGUAGGGAAGAGGCCUGUGCCCAAAUUGGGUUUGGCUGCGGGAGCAACAAACAUUGAGUGCCAGCCGGAUCUCUCCGUGCCGCUGCCCCCGACACGCAGCCCUGCUUUCCCACUCACUUUCGCACCCUGAAAGCCAAGGUGCCCACAUGUUUAAAAACACCGUCUGUGUAGAACACCGAUCUGGCAGCUUCAGCGAGCCGCGUUGGCUAUGGCCAUGGCCCCACGGCCUCCAACGAGCUGCCCAACAAGCUGCAGCAAGCGAUUCAAACACGAGCGCCUGAUUACCUAGUAGGUAUGGAGUAUGAUUUGGUGGGAAAAAGCAACGCAACGGCAUAGCACUUUGUAAACCUGCAAACUGUGAACGCAACUGAGCUGUCUCACGGACAAGGUCACUC